CUGCCCCACGUAGGUUUCGAACUCGCAACACCGAGGUGGAGGGCUAGUGAUAAAGUGUCGGGACACCUUAACAACUCGGCCACCGCGGCCCCUUAUCAAGUAGGCGUGAUCCACCUCCCAACAAGUUGCUCUAGUUGCGACGAGUUGACAUGGCAGAUUAUAUAACGCUAAACAAUGGGAACCGAAUCCCUCAAGUCGCCUUAGGGACAUCAAGGAUUUCGCAUGAGAAGCUAGAAGUGACCAUAAAGCGAGCACUAGAAAUGGGGUACCGCCAUCUUGACACAGCAUUUUUAUAUGGAAACGAGGCAGCUAUUGGUAAAGCACUCCAAGAACAUCUGGAAUCCACUACCCUCAGUCGACAGGAGGUUCUCAUUACCACAAAAUUAUAUCCAAAUUUUAUGAAGGGAAGUGCUGUAGGACCGGCCCUAGACGAAAGCCUCAGGAGACUUAGACUUAACUAUGUGGACCUCUUUCUUAUCCAUGUUCCGUGUGCCUUAAAGGAAAUGGAUACCUACCCUGAGAAAGUUACGCAAUCUAGGGAAUUUAUGUCAGUUGAUUUAAGGGAAACAUGGAAGGCUAUGGAAGAAACAGUAUACAUGGGCAAAGCGCGUUCGAUCGGUGUGUCAAACUUCAAUACCAAGCAACUAGAUUAUAUCUGUGAGGUUGCCCGUAUUCAACCAACUGUCAAUCAGGUAGAGGCACAUGCCAGAUUUCCCCAGAAGAAACUCCAUGAGUUUUGUAAAUCCAGGAAUAUCCAACUCCAAGCAUUCGGUCCACUAGGAUCCCCUUGCUUCACCGGAUCGACAGAAAUCAAUAGAGUACAAUCGUCGGAUAACUUGGUAGAACAUCCUGUUAUUAUGGAUAUUGCCGAGAAAUAUAAACGGACACCUGGACAGAUCCUUCUUCGGAACCUUGUACAAAGGGGUAUGGCAGUGGUUCCGAAAUCCGAAAACCCAGAGAGGAUGAAAGAGAACUUACAGAUUUUCUCCUUUUCUUUGAGUGAUGCUGACAUGAACAAAAUAGACGAACUUGACAACGGAGUACGUCGAUUCGUCUUCCUGUGGUACAAGGAUCAUCCGGAAUAUCCUUUCGACGAUGUUUGUUGAAGCAAGGAUUUUGAAACAACCCAUCAAAGUGGCAGUUUAUAUCUUAUCUAUUACUACCAAGACUGUUGAGCUUUGUCCGAUGAUGUAACAUUUCUAGCGAAUGUCAUGUAGCAUGUUCUUGUUGUAUAAAUGUUUUGACUUUCAAGAGUCUGUGUAUUUAGUACCAAGAUGCACUCAAUAUACGUUAUUGAAUAAUGAAAAACAUUUAAUCCACUACGACAAUGCUCCCAAGCGGCAUUUGGUUUCGGCUUCAGAAAAGGUUGAUUUUGACUUUUGAACUGUAUACUAGUAUAUGCCGAAUACCCAUUUCAUUUUUUUGCAAUAAAAUAACUUAUAUUCA
Molecule: messenger RNA, 1446 nt
Organism: Pecten maximus
Lineage: Eukaryota; Metazoa; Mollusca; Bivalvia; Pectinida; Pectinidae
Product: aldo-keto reductase family 1 member C15-like
Exons: 11
Coding region: 150-1106 (318 amino acids)
Cellular component (GO): cytosol
Molecular function (GO): aldose reductase (NADPH) activity
Source: RefSeq, a predicted model, not a curated record